GAUUUAUAAAGAAGUAUAGUGGUUUAGAUGUAGUUGUUUGUGAUAUUUCUCUUGAGUAUGAGGAUGAUAGUUUGCUUUGGAUAAAGAGCAUGAAAGGUUUUUGGUGUAGUGAAGGUGUAUGA
This is a messenger RNA of Scutellospora calospora, 122 nucleotides long. The record is from the annotation of a GenBank genome assembly. NCBI's taxonomy places the organism in Eukaryota, Fungi, Glomeromycota, Glomeromycetes, Diversisporales, Gigasporaceae.